Cottoperca gobio is the source of this 798-nucleotide messenger RNA. Its product is annotated as collagen alpha-1(IX) chain-like. Bases 79 to 798 code for a protein of 239 amino acids. The record is from RefSeq and is a predicted model, not a curated record. The transcript is spliced from 6 exons. Lineage: Eukaryota; Metazoa; Chordata; Actinopteri; Perciformes; Bovichtidae.
AUCCAGGGUCUUGUUCUCCAUCUAUAGAAAUAUCGAGCAGCAGGUGUUUUCUUUUCCAUUUCCAGAUCAAGCUAUGAAAUGGAUGGAGGCAAAAGAAAUAUCCUUCUGUACUCGUUGUGCUGCUGCUAUAUGAUCCCACGAUAUACCUGCACAGUACUUCAUUCUCAGACUGUGAGAUUUUCACCUCAAGUUGGUAUUCAUAGGGAGCAGCAGUCCAUAUGCCCUCCGAUCAGCGUCGGGGAGGAUCAUUUCCCAGGCUUUUACAUUAUGUCUCAGUUUCACAUUGCUGAGCUGGCAAGAAGGGGCACUGUUAAAAAGGUUGCUGGAUCAUUACCUCAGCAUGUUGCUUAUCAAAUAGGCCCAGCAUUCAACUUCAGGAUCAACACAAGAUCAGCGUAUCCCCUGGGACUGUCAGAGGACUUUGCAUUCGUGGUUGUGCUGCGCAUGAGUGGCAGUACCAUCACUAAAAACUGGAAUAUGUGGCAAAUGCAGGAUGUGAAUGGCAACGAGCAGCUGGCCGUCAGACUCAACGGGCAGUCUCAAUCUCUGGAGUUUACCUUCAUGGCGCUGGACGCCGGGAGGCAGACUGUUGUUUUCAGCCACCUGCCUUUUCUUUUCAAUGAACAGUGGCACAAAGUUGUGCUGCACGUCAGCAGGCACUCUGUUACCCUCUUCGUAGACUGUGUCACGAUCGGUUCUCAGAAUUUACCACCCCGACAAAAAGUCAGUCCAGAUGGCUUCACGUUAAUAGGGAAGCUCAAGGACAACCCAGUGCUAGCAAUUCCGGGCCGGCCCUAA